Nothobranchius furzeri (turquoise killifish) is the source of this 1509-nucleotide messenger RNA. It is a transcript of the gene psmc2, whose product is annotated as proteasome 26S subunit, ATPase 2. Gene Ontology annotation, molecular function: ATP hydrolysis activity; ATP binding; proteasome-activating activity. The record is from RefSeq and is a predicted model, not a curated record. Gene Ontology annotation, biological process: proteasome-mediated ubiquitin-dependent protein catabolic process. Gene Ontology annotation, cellular component: proteasome regulatory particle, base subcomplex. NCBI's taxonomy places the organism in Eukaryota, Metazoa, Chordata, Actinopteri, Cyprinodontiformes, Nothobranchiidae.
ACAAGUAUUUAGUUCCGACUUCUAUUUCCGGCCAGUAACGGAAAUUCAAAGCUGCUGCGUAAUUGUGCUGUUUAGCGGCUCCUGUUUCUUCUUAACAAAUUAGUGUAUACCUUUAUUAAAGAUGCCGGAUUAUUUGGGAGACGACCAAAGAAAGAUUAAAGAAGAAGAAAAGGAAGAUGCACCUAUCCGAGCGUUGGAUGAAGGGGACAUCGCUCUGCUCAAAACAUACGGUCAGAGCACCUACUCCAGGCAGAUUAAACAGGUGGAGGAUGAUAUUCAGCAGCUUCUCAAAAAGAUCAAUGAGCUGACAGGCAUCAAGGAGUCGGACACAGGCUUGGCUCCACCAGCCCUCUGGGAUCUGGCUGCUGACAAGCAGACCCUGCAGAGUGAACAGCCGUUACAGGUAGCGAGAUGCACCAAGAUCAUCAAUGCAGACUCUGAAGACCCCAAAUACAUCAUCAAUGUCAAACAGUUUGCUAAGUUUGUGGUGGAUCUGAGUGACCAGGUGGCUCCGACUGACAUAGAGGAGGGCAUGAGAGUUGGGGUUGACCGCAACAAAUACCAGAUCCACAUCCCAUUGCCUCCGAAAAUCGACCCCACCGUCACCAUGAUGCAGGUGGAGGAGAAGCCUGAUGUGACUUACAGCGAUGUUGGUGGAUGUAAGGAGCAGAUCGAGAAGCUGAGGGAAGUGGUUGAAACUCCUCUGCUUCAUCCUGAGAGAUUUGUUAACCUGGGUAUUGAGCCUCCUAAAGGAGUGCUGCUGUUUGGUCCCCCCGGCACCGGAAAGACCCUGUGUGCCCGAGCUGUGGCCAACCGAACUGACGCCUGCUUCAUCAGAGUCAUCGGCUCCGAGCUGGUGCAGAAGUAUGUGGGAGAGGGAGCCAGGAUGGUCCGCGAGCUGUUCGAGAUGGCCAGGACUAAGAAGGCUUGCCUGAUAUUUUUUGAUGAAAUCGAUGCUAUCGGAGGUGCUCGCUUUGAUGACGGCGCUGGUGGCGACAACGAGGUCCAGAGGACCAUGCUGGAGCUCAUCAACCAGCUAGACGGCUUCGACCCUCGAGGCAACAUCAAAGUUCUGAUGGCCACCAACAGACCCGACACUCUGGACCCGGCCCUGAUGCGACCGGGACGUCUGGACAGGAAGAUUGAGUUCAGUCUGCCUGAUCUGGAGGGUCGCACCCACAUCUUUAAGAUCCAUGCCCGCUCCAUGAGCGUAGAGAGAGAUAUUCGUUUUGAGCUUUUGGCCCGCCUCUGCCCCAACAGCACCGGCGCGGAGAUCCGAAGCGUGUGCACGGAGGCGGGUAUGUUCGCCAUCAGGGCUCGCAGGAAGAUCGCCACAGAGAAGGACUUCCUGGAGGCCGUGAACAAGGUCAUCAAAUCUUAUGCCAAGUUCAGCGCCACCCCAAGAUACAUGACCUACAACUGAGUGUUUCUGAUGUAGAAGUUCACUGUCUAAAACACAAAUGUUUUCCAUUUUUGUCCACUUAAAAAUAAAGUUUAUUCCAAAUGUAA